GCUCAGUGUCCACAGAGUUAUUAGAAGAAUGAUAAAGAGAUACCCACACUGUGGGCUUAAUGCUUCUGCUAAUGCCUGGGUCUAGGAGAAGACAGAGCCUCAUUCAGACUCCUUUCUAAACAACUCAACCUGGCAGUGACUCAGGCAUCCCCCGAAGAAACAGCCUCUUAAUGAGUGACAAAGAAGAACAACCAGACACUUCCUUAGACGUUGAGACCUAUGGUAACCCAAGGACAUUUGAUCCUAACUUCAAGGGGCCUAUUGCCAAAAGGAAUUGUACAGAUGUCCUGUGCUGUAUCAUCUUCGUACUGUUUAUCAUUGCCUACAUUCUUUUAGGACUCGUGGCCUGGGUACAUGGAGACCCCAGGAGAGUGGCCUACCCUACAGACAGCAAGGGUCACUUUUGUGGCCAGAAGGGCACCCCCAAUGAGAACAAGACCAUUUUGUUUUACUUUAACUUGUUCAGCUGUACCAGUCCUUCUGUGGUGGUAAACCUACAGUGCCCUACUACACAGAUCUGUGUCUCCAAGUGCCCAGAAAAGUUUCUAACCUACAUGGAAAUACAAUUUUCAUACAGAACAAACAAACACUAUUGGACAUACUACAGCCAAUUCUGCAAAUCCCCUUUUGUUAAGCCUGUGAAGACUCUCUCACAAGUCUUACUGGAUGAUGAUUGUCCAACAGCAAUUUUUCCAAGCAAACCAUUUCUCCAGAGAUGUUUCCCUGACUUCACUACUAAAAAUGGCACUUUGACAGUAGGAAAUAAAACAACAUUUGAAGAUGGAAGUGGAAAAACAAGAAAUGCUAUAGAACUCAGGACAGCUGCAAAUCGUGUCAAUAAAAUCCUUGAUGCAAGGGCAAUUGGAAUGAAAGUAUUUGAAGACUAUGCAACAACUUGGUAUUGGAUUCUCAUUGGCCUGACUAUCGCCAUGCUCCUCAGUUGGAUGUUUGUGAUACUCCUGAGGUUCAUAGCUGGAUUCCUUUUCUGGGUCUUCAUGGCGGGUGUGAUUGGAAUUAUAGGUUACGGAAUAUGGUACUGUUACCAGGAAUAUAGCAAUCUUCAGGGACGGCCAAAUUCUCACUUAAGUAUAUAUGACAUUGGGAUUCAGACUGAUAUAAGCAUGUACUUCCAACUGAAACAAACGUGGUUCGCAUUUAUGAUAAUACUCUGCCUUCUUGAAGUGUUUAUCAUCCUCAUGCUGAUCUUCCUCAGGGGACGAAUCUGCAUCUCCAUUGCCCUGCUGAAGGAAGGAAGCAAAGCCAUUGGAUACCUCCCUACUACAUUAAUUUAUCCAGUUUUAACUUUCAUUUUCCUCUUUAUCUGUAUUGCCUACUGGGCAGUGACAGCAAUUUACUUGGCUACAUCAGGGGUACCUAUAUACAAAGUCAUAUCCCCAGAAAGGACAUGUGAACAUGAAAAUACAACCUGUGACCCAGAGAUUUUUAAUACAACUGAAAUUGCCAAAGCUUGCCCUGGGGCUCAGUGUAACUUUGCUUUCUAUGGUGGAAAGAGCCUGUACCAUCAGUAUGUCCCUACCUUCCAGAUUUUCAAUCUAUUUGUCUUUCUCUGGCUUAUAAACUUUGUCAUUGCACUGGGUCAGUGUGCCCUUGCUGGUGCCUUUGCUUCUUAUUACUGGGCCUUGAAAAAACCUGAUGACAUCCCACCAUAUCCACUUUUUACUGCAUUUGGGCGAGCCAUACGUUAUCACACAGGAUCCCUAGCAUUUGGAUCUUUAAUCCUGGCAUUAGUUCAAAUGUUUAAAUUCAUCCUAGAAUACUUGGACCGCCGUCUGAAAGAGGCCCAGAACAACGUUUGUAAAUUUCUACAGUGCUGCCUAAAAUGCUGUUUCUGGUGUUUGGAAAGAAUGGUAAAGUUUUUUAACAGAAAUGCCUAUGUUAUGAUUGCAAUAUAUGGCAAAAACUUCUGCAGGUCAGCAAGAGAUGCUUUCAAUCUGCUGAUGAGAAAUGUUUUAAAAGUUGCAGUUAUGGAUAAAGUUACAGACUUUGUACUAAUCCUGGGGAAAAUUCUAGUUGCUGGAUGUAUAGGUGUGCUGGCCUUUUUACUCUUCACACACAGAUUGCCAACGAUGAUAGAAGGACCGACAUCUUUAAAUUACUACUGGGUACCUUUGCUGACUGUCAUUAUUGGAUCUUACCUAGUUGCCCAUGGAUUCUUCAGCGUCUAUGCAAUGUGUAUUGAUACAAUUUUCAUCUGCUUCUGUGAAGAUCUGGAAAGAAAUGAUGGAUCCAGAGAAAAACCCUACUACAUAGCCCCUACCCUGCACGGAACUCUGAACAAGAUGCAACUAGUUCCCCAGAAGCAGAAAGAGUAGAAAAGCUCCAAACAGUGACAUUCAUUUUUUAAAUAGAACUUUUGUAAAUUAGAUCAUUUGUAACUUGAAAAUGAUGCUUUUGAGUAAUGUGACAUUUCUGAGCUUAUUCCUGAAAAGCCAGAACGUGGUACCACCUGAGGUGACAAGCAUUUGAUGACAGUAGCCUCUGUGAACUAGGAUACUUUAUAGACUGUGGUCCCAGCUGAAAAGCAAGGUGUAAAUGUCAAACAUUUUUAAAGCCUAUAGCCAAAAGUGUUUUAAAUGAGACGUUUAUAACUCAGAGUGCUGUUUCCCACUGAAGCACUUUGCUCGCCUUUCUUUUUAUAAAUGUAUAUUUGUAAAGGGUAUUCAGGCAAUUUUUGAAAGCACUAUAAAUGUAUAGUCAAUUAGCC
Mustela erminea (ermine) is the source of this 2725-nucleotide messenger RNA. It is a transcript of the gene SLC44A5, whose product is annotated as solute carrier family 44 member 5. Gene Ontology annotation, biological process: transmembrane transport. NCBI's taxonomy places the organism in Eukaryota, Metazoa, Chordata, Mammalia, Carnivora, Mustelidae. The record is from RefSeq and is a predicted model, not a curated record. The coding region runs from base 171 to 2333 and encodes 720 amino acids. Gene Ontology annotation, molecular function: transmembrane transporter activity. Gene Ontology annotation, cellular component: membrane. The transcript is spliced from 25 exons.